AUGGUCCGCAUCUCCUCUAUCGUCAUGUUCUUCCUUGCGAGCGCUUUAUCAGUGCAAGCAUGCACCUAUUGUCAGUGCGAAUUCUCAAAUGGUGAUCACUGCUGUGUCUAUUCGGAUGCUGAAAUCGGCAACCUCGAUUGCCCCACCUAUUGCGCUAAUGCUCAUCGCGCAGAUGGUACAAGUAAUGCAGAUGGUCCCGGGACUGCAUGCGCAGCUGGAGGAAAAUACAAGUGCGCGAGUGCAUUCACAGCUUUAGACCGUACCCCAUGUUACAAGCAGUAAGAAGUCCGGAGAGGACGGAGAGUUCUGAAAGAUGAUUGUAGGAAGGGUUCCAUGGGAAUCGCACUAUUGUGUCUCAAACCUCAUUUUGUAGGUAUUGCGGAGUCAGAUGGUCGAGGAUAUAGGGUAGAGAGUAGAGGACAAUCAGAUG
This is a messenger RNA of Botrytis fragariae, 430 nucleotides long. RefSeq lists its product as uncharacterized. The transcript is spliced from 2 exons. Bases 1 to 282 code for a protein of 93 amino acids. Lineage: Eukaryota; Fungi; Ascomycota; Leotiomycetes; Helotiales; Sclerotiniaceae. The record is from RefSeq and is a predicted model, not a curated record.